AUGAAAAAAAGCUCCGUUUCGACACCAAAUUGGCUUGAGCAAAUUGUUGAACAAAGUCAUAUAGAUUUUCAUGAUUAUGAUAAAUUUUCGGAAAUUGAACCUAUUGUCUCAGGACCUUUUGGGGAAAGUUUUCGUGCAGUUUGGAAAUCUCGUGGAAUAACCAUUAUGUUAAAAAGAUGGAAAGGAAAUAUUGGUACUGAUGAUAAAUCUGUUAUAGAUAAAUUUAUCAUAUUGGAAAAACUUCAAAAUACUGAGGUUCCUAUUAAAAAGAGAAGUAACGAGAGUAUUUCAAAUAAUACGAAGCCAAGAACUCGAAGAUCAUCCUCCGAAGGCAAAAGAACUUCAUAUCCGAGUGUUGUUAUUUCCAAUGAUACACUAAAUGCUAUUACUGAAAUUCAGACUACUGGAAGAUCUAAAAAGCUUGGAACAAUAAAUACUGAACUGAGUAAUUCGGCUUUUAAUGGAAGAAGACCAUCACAUUCAAGAAGUAACUCAUUUCACGAGAGUAUAUCAACUCCGUCAACACCAACAUCUCCAAGUUCGAAUGGAAGUAACAAGAAAAUAAUAGAAAAUACAGAUUCAAUUUUCCUCAAGGAAUUAUUAAAAUUUUUUGCUGAAAUGUUAGAAUUAAGUGGUGAUUCUGCUGUGAUGAUCUCUAAUAUCAAAGAAUAUUUGCACAAUCGAAUGAGAGAACACAAGUCAACAUUUAAAACUCUGAAUCAGCAUAAAGAUAAUCCACAAUUCGGACCAAUCAUAGAAUUGAUGGCUUGUCAAAACAAAGAAGGCCAUCAUCUGUUUUAA
Molecule: messenger RNA, 801 nt
Organism: Racocetra fulgida
Lineage: Eukaryota; Fungi; Glomeromycota; Glomeromycetes; Diversisporales; Gigasporaceae
Source: the annotation of a GenBank genome assembly